This is a messenger RNA of Balearica regulorum gibbericeps (East African grey crowned-crane), 489 nucleotides long. The record is from RefSeq and is a predicted model, not a curated record. NCBI's taxonomy places the organism in Eukaryota, Metazoa, Chordata, Aves, Gruiformes, Gruidae.
CUAAGUAACCUGAAACAAAUCACAGUUGUGGACGUGUCAGCAAACAAGUUCCAUUCUAUUCCAAUUUGUGUACUCCGGAUGUCUAAUUUACAGUGGUUGGAUAUUAGCAGCAACAACCUGAAAGAUCUCCCAGAAGACAUAGACAGGUUAGAUCAACUGGAGACACUUCUCCUACAGAAAAACAAGUUGACUUAUCUUCCACGAGCUCUGGUCAAUAUGCCAAAGCUCACUUUGUUAGUUGUCAGUGGUGAUGACCUGGUUGAGAUACCCACAGCUGUCUGUGAGUCAACCACAGGUUUGAAAUUCAUAAGUCUCAAGGACAGUCCAGUUGAAACUAUUGUAUGUGAAGACACUGAAGAAAUUAUAGAAAGUGAACGUGAACGUGAGCAAUUUGAGAAAGAGUUUAUGAAAGCAUACAUUGAAGAUCUAAAGGAAAGGGAUUCUACUCCUUCCUACACUACGAAAGUAUUAUUUAGUCUUCAACUUUGA